Molecule: messenger RNA, 1641 nt
Organism: Myotis lucifugus (little brown bat)
Lineage: Eukaryota; Metazoa; Chordata; Mammalia; Chiroptera; Vespertilionidae
Gene: FAM180A
Product: family with sequence similarity 180 member A
Exons: 3
Coding region: 204-725 (173 amino acids)
Source: RefSeq, a predicted model, not a curated record
GAGUCGGAUAGACAGGUCCCCGCCCGUGCCCCCAGGAGGCAGCCUCUGCCUCCACCUUCCGAGGCGGGAGAGGGCAUUGCUCUUUGGAAAAGGGAAAGGUGGGAAGAACUGUACCGUCUCCCAGGAGGACCGGGACGGGCACACCUGUAGCUCCUGGGGUCCCACUGGGGUUGAGGCGACUCCUCACCUGCGUGGAGGAGAAGAUGUGUUGGAAGACGCUGCUGCUGCUGCUGCUGUGUUACGAUGCUCAGGCCACUGUGGCCCACAGGUGGAGCAGGGCCGUGCUGUUCCCUGCUGCCCAUCGGCCGAAGAGAUCGUCCUCAAUGCCCUUGAACCCCGUCCUGCAGAGCUCCCUGGAGGAAGUAGAACUGCUCUACGAGUUCCUGCUAGCUGAGCUGGACAUCAGCCCCGACCUGCAGAUCUCCAUCAAGGACGAGGAGCUCGCCUCCCUAAGGAAGGCCUCUGACUUCCGCACCGUCUGCAAUGAUGUGAUCCCCAAGCGCAUCCCGGACAUCCGACGGCUCAGCGCCAGCCUCGCCAGCCUCCCCGGCGUCCUGAAGAAAGAGGACUUUGAAAGGACAGCGCUGACCCUGGCCUAUGCGGCCUACCGCACAGCCCUGUCCCAAGGGCAUCAGAAGGACAUCUGGGCCCAGUCCCUCCUCAGCCUUUUCCAGGCCCUGAGGCAUGACCUGAUGCGGUCCUCAGGCUCCAGAGUGUCUGCCUGAGAGGCAGGCCCACACCAGGACCUCGGAGCAGGGCCCCGCACACACAGUAAUCCAGAAAUUCUUCAUUCUCUACACCAUUUAUAGAGGCCAGCAGCAAAACACAUGCCACCAGCUCAGAGUAGCAGAGAUAAAAUAAUUCAGCCCCAUGCUCUUUCCCCGUGGUAGCUUCCUGACAGGCGCAUCUGAUUCAUGUCAUAAGGUGACCUGGGCCGGAAGAAAGGGCUGGAGUGGUCAUUCAAGAUGCCUCCAGAGGCCGAACAGUUUGCCUGGUGACAUGCAGAGUCUAAGAGCCGCUUCCACACUGAGUGACUGCCACAAACCCCCACGAGGGAGGACAGAGCUGGAGGAGACAUCAUAGAGGUUUGAGCAUGGUGGGAAAUGGGGGACAGAGUUCUUUGGUCCUAAGAAAUCAGGGUGCUGGGUUCAAUGCACAUUUUCUGAAGGCUCUGUAGUAAGAUACAACAAAGCUAGAGCGACAGCCAAAUAAGUACUUUGUUAGCCAAGGAUAGACUCUUCAAUUUUUCUAAAAGUCGCCGAGAAGAAUGAGUUAGAAAACUGGUAAUUGUCUGACCUGUAUGUCUUGACUCUUCUUAUGUGAGGGCUGGUCUACUACAAACAGGCAACGCCUUGUCUUCUGAACAGGGAAGCCAAGCUAAUGCAGAGAGGUCCUGCUAGCAAAGAGGGGGCACCCGCGGCCUCGCCUUUCUGUCUUAACUCAGAUUACUUAGCAUCAUCAGAGACUCGGUGCUCCAAAUACAACUGAUUUUCAGAUGACAGAAUUUUACCCUUUCAAAGCGUUUUUCAUGUUAGCGAUAUUGAUUUGAUAUCUUUUGAAACUUCGCAGAUGGAAUGCCUUAAGCCAGGGGUCCUCAAACUACGGCCCGCGGGCCACAUGCAAAUACAAAUAUUGUAUUUG